GUUCGUCUCCGCUAUCACUCCCUUCCCAACCCAAAGCAAGGAUGCUUCUGAGCGGAGCUCAUGAGCUAUCGCCCUUCGCUUUCUCUCUCUUCUCCACCCAUAGCCCCAAUCCAAACCCUAACUCUAAGAAUGCCAUCGCCUCCCACAUCCGCGCUGCUUUCUCAUUCCUCCUCCACCGCCACUGCCGCAGCCGCCCCGCCUCCGUCUCUCUCCUCACUCACUCGGCCCCUUCUAGUCUCUCCUUCACAAUCGGCCUCUUUCCUUCAUUUGCGCUUUCCGCUGUGCCGCCGAGUACAUUGGUCCAGCACCUGGCGGACGAAACUGAUUCCGGCGGGGUCCGAGAGGACUCCAGCAUGUCAGCGAGCGAUGAAGCUGAAUUGUUCAAUUUCAAUGUUUCUUUGGAGUCGAAUGACUUGAGGAGGCAGUGGAAUUCGCCGAAUCUCGAGGUUAGGGAGCUGCAGGAGCUUCCAGAACAGUGGAGGAGAGCGAAGUUGGCGUGGCUGUGCAAGGAAUUGCCGGCGCAUAGGCCCGCGAUGGUGUUUCGGAUACUCAGUGGACAGCGGAAAUGGAUUCGGCAAGAAGACGCGACCUAUUUAGCGGUGCAUUGUAUGCGCAUUCGUGAGAAUGACACUGGUUUCAGGGUAUACAAAUGGAUGAAACAACAAAGUUGGUUUCGGUUUGAUUUUGCUCUUGCCACUAAACUGGCAGAUUACAUGGGCAAGGAACGAAAAUGUAUAAAAUGCCGGGAUAUAUUCGAUGAUAUAAUCAAUCAGGGGCAAGUGCCUAGUGAGUCCACCUUUCAUAUUUUGGUUGUUGCAUAUCUAAGUUCUCCAGUUCAAGGUUUCCUAAAGGAAGCUUGCAGCGUUUACAAUCUCAUGAUUCAACUGGGAGGCUAUAAGCCCCAACUAAGCUUGCACAAUUCUCUGUUCAGAGCCCUCGUGAGUGGACCAGGGGGCUCAUCGAAACAAUAUCUUAAACAGGCAGAACUCAUAUUUCAUAAUUUGGCAACUUUUGGAUUUGAAAUACAUAGCGAUGUUUAUGGUGGUCUCAUUUGGCUUCACAGUUACCAGGACACCACAGACAAAGAGAGAAUAGUGUCAUUACGAGCAGAGAUGCAGGUAGCAGGGAUUCAAGAAAGCAGAGAAGUUCUUUUAUCCAUCUUGAGAGCUUGUUCUAAGGAAGGGGAUGUGCAAGAAGCUGAAAAAACUUGGCUUGCACUUCUCCACUGUGGUGAUCCUGUCCCUUCUCAAGCUUUUGUGUAUAGAAUGGAAGUUUAUGCAAAGAUCAGAAAACCUCUUAAAUCUUUGGAGGUAUUUAGGGAAAUGGAGAAGCGGUUAGGUUCUGCCAAUGUAGUGGCAUAUCAUAAAAUCAUAGAGGUCUUAUCUAAUGCUCAAGAAGUGGAUGUUGCAGAGUCCCUCAUGAGAGAGUUCAUGGAGAGCUGCUUGAAGCCAUUGAUGCCAUCUUUUAUUGAUCUGAUGCGAAUGUACUCAACUUUAAAUUUACAUGAUAAAUUGGAGUCAACUUUCUUGCAAAGCCUUGGGAAAUGCCAUCCCAAUCGAACGAUUUAUAACAUGUAUUUAGAUUCAUUGGUAAAAAUUGGCAAUAUUGAGAAGGCCGAAGAAAUCUUCAACCAAAUGCUUAGUGAUGGGGCUAUUGGUGUUAACGCUCAAUCAAGUAACUCUAUGUUAAGAGGCUACCUCUCUAAUGGAGAGUAUGCAAAGGCAGAAAAGAUAUAUGAUUUAAUGUGCCAGAAAAAAUAUGAUAUAGAAUCCCCAUUGAUGGAUAUGCUUGAUCAUUUUCUAAGCAUGAGCAGGAAAGUUGUGAAGAAACCUCUGAGCUUGAAGCUCUCAGAGGAGCAGCGAGAGGUUUUGGUGGGUAUGCUGUUAGGGGGAUUGUGCAUUGAAUCAGAUGAAGAGGGAAAAAGGCACGCAAUUGUUUUUGAAUUCAAUGAAACAUGCAAAACACAUUCUGUAUUAAAGAGACACAUAUAUGGCCAGUAUCACGAGUGGUUAGCUUUGAGUAAGCCAAAUGAAGACAGUGACGACAUACCACAUCAAUUUAGUACAAUAUCACACACUUAUUUCAGUUUCUAUGCUGACCAGUUCUGGUCAAAAGGCCAGCCCAAGAUUCCAAGGCUAAUUCAUCGGUGGUUGUCACCACGGGUUCUUGCAUACUGGUAUAUGUUUGGAGGCUACAGAACAUCAUCAGGGGAUAUUCUGUUGAAGUUGAGAAGUAGUCAAACUGGUGUUGAGAGGAUUGUGAAAGCACUGAAGGAAAAAUCUUUGAAUUGUCAGGCAAAAAGUAAGGGUAAAGUAUUUUGGAUAGGUUUUCUUGGGAACAAUUCAACAUGGUUCUGGAAACUCGUAGAAUCUUAUGUUCUUGAUGAUUUGAGAGAUUUUCUAGAAGCAGGUGGCAAAUCCCUGAAUAAAAUGUCAGAAACUCAAGUCACUGCAUUUGGUAUUCAAUCUAAUUCCGAUGGGGGCUCAUACAUUAACAGAAACCAAGAUAAUCAGUAAGACUUCUUUUUUCAUUUCAUGGUUUGUGACUCGGGUCAUAUUAGUGUACAAAAAUGUAAGUUUCAGUUUCACAAUUUGAUGCUUCUGUGAACUUCUAGAACCAGCUAUCCUUGUUGAGAGUUCUAUGUAUAUACUCCACUAUGCAAAGACAAUUUUGUUCUGUAGUUGAACUAAGGAAUGAAAAUCAUGUUGUCAUCUUCA
Messenger RNA from Diospyros lotus (date-plum), 2717 nucleotides. Its product is annotated as pentatricopeptide repeat-containing protein At2g15820, chloroplastic. NCBI's taxonomy places the organism in Eukaryota, Viridiplantae, Streptophyta, Magnoliopsida, Ericales, Ebenaceae. The record is from RefSeq and is a predicted model, not a curated record. The transcript has 2 exons. Gene Ontology annotation, biological process: Group II intron splicing; mRNA cis splicing, via spliceosome; photosystem I assembly. Gene Ontology annotation, molecular function: protein binding; endonuclease activity. Bases 42 to 2516 code for a protein of 824 amino acids.